Molecule: messenger RNA, 1065 nt
Organism: Helianthus annuus (common sunflower)
Lineage: Eukaryota; Viridiplantae; Streptophyta; Magnoliopsida; Asterales; Asteraceae
Product: protein FAR1-RELATED SEQUENCE 4-like
Exons: 2
Coding region: 1-1065 (354 amino acids)
Biological process (GO): regulation of DNA-templated transcription
Molecular function (GO): zinc ion binding
Source: RefSeq, a predicted model, not a curated record
AUGUGUUUCGACACAGCAAUUGAUGGGCAACGGUACACUCAACGCAGAUUGGAGUUCGAAAGUAACACAAUAGCACCAUCAAUGCCGAAGAACGUGCCUAUUGAAAGACAUGCCUCGGAGUUAUAUACACAUACGCUGUUUUUGGAGGUGCAAAAAGAGAUAUACAGAGGCAUGACAUUCUGCUAUAUUGCUUCAAAAACCCCAGAACUUGAUGGGGUAAAAAUUUAUACCAUUGUUCAUACUAACAGGCAGUACAAAGAUAUUAAUGAAUUUGAGGUCAGUUUUGAUACACGUGAUAGAUCGGUUUCAUGUUCGUGUAUGGGUUAUACGCGCCUUGGCUAUUUGUGUAGGCAUGCCUUUUGCGUGUAUAGAUACAACCAGGUUGACGAAAUUCCCGUUCAGUAUCAACCUGGUAGAUGGAAACGAGACAUAUUGCCAAGGAGGGUUUUUAGCAUGUCGAACAGGUAUUCUGCUGAUACAGACGCGGAAUCUGUAAUCCGGAAUGAGAUUUUUGAUUUGGUAAUUGAGUGUACUGAUCGUUUAAGGCGUAAUAUUGGUAAACUUUCUGAGUUGUCUGGUGAAAUUAAAGAAAUUAGGAACCGUGUGUUUCGCGAAUUCCCGACCGAACCGGCGUGUAACAAGACAUCAGUUGUGAUCAGUGACCUUCUCAAACAGCCUGAAGAUAUGGAAGUCUCGAUAAAUCCGCCACAAGGCAUCCGGAACAAAGGGUGCGGUACCAACCAUCGACUCAUUGGUCCGGGGGAAAAGGCUGUUGUUAAUAGUGCUAAAACUACUAGGCUGUGUGGAAAAUGCAAGAAAUACGUUAAUGAUCAUGACUCACGUAAUUGUGAAAAAGUUCGGGCUGCCAAAGAAGUCGCGGCUGCUGCUGCAAAAGCUGCUAAAGCUGGUAAUGUUACUGUUCCAGAAGAUUCAUGUCACGUUGGUGUUGUUGAUUUGUCUAACGGUGAUACAUCUGUUGGACCAUCGUCUCGCAUUUGUACUCGGGCCACUAGAAGAUCCACUAGAAGAUCUACCAUACGUUCGUCCGACCCGCUUGAAGAGUGA